GGGUUAAGAGGCCUGCGUUGGAGGCCUAAUGGGCAUAUCCGGAAGCAAACAGACGUUUUAUCCUACCGGUUCCUUAAUCUUGACCGUCCAUUUACGAUGAUGCACGACGACGCGAGGAGGCCCGAAUCGUCACGCAUGCUGGAACGGUUCAGAUGUGCUCGAGUUCUGAUAAACCAAUGGCUGGGAUUCAAGGGAAGCGUUCAUGUGCUAUCUCUUCUCACAAUAAUAUAAGGCUAGUCGUCAACACAAGCGAGCGGGCGAGAGAGGGAGGGAGUGUGGAUUUCUCUGUUCCCUCGUCCUUCGUUGAUUCGAGAAAUGGAGCUCCUUCCUCUCGCAGCGGCCGCAGUAGACGCGAAAUCGACCAGGGACUGACAACCGCCGGCGGGAUUCUAAGCGGCGCCAGCUCGAGCAGGUGAAUCCAGGGGGGAGAUUCACUUUUUUACCUUCUAAUCCGAAGCUCGGGAAGAAUCUUUGAGGUGAAAUCCAGAGAAGGGAGGAGUAGGAGCUCGCUCGUUGUCACUUCCUCCUUUUCCCUUUCACUCCAUGGAUUCGUUCCCAGCCGUAUUCCCCCUCAUCGAUCUCAGAAAAGGUGAUGUUCACACUUUGAGUCGUUCCUUUCGUAUGUUGGAAGAUCACAACAAUCAUAGACAGCUAAGGAGGUUAUCUGUUGGAAUAUGACAAGGGUGCAAGUAAAUUGAAAUAUACGAAGAGCAAUCCUACCUGAAACCUUGGAUUCUACAUGCCACUGCUGAUAUAUAUGUCUAGAUCUCCGCAUCUUAACAGAUUGGGAUAACUUCUUCCUGGAACUUCUUUUUUGUAAGACAAAGAUGAACAUAUCCAACAUAGUUUCAGACAGCAAAGACGUAAAGUUCAGUUCACUGAAUAAGGCUACUGCAUUAAAUCCCAAUGCAGCAGAAUUUGUUCCUUCAUGUGUUAAAUAUACUUAUGGAACCACUGAAGCCUUAAUUACUCCAAAGCUUGAUCUACCAGGAUCUUCUAGAAAAUCAGUCUUAGAUCGAUCAGAGUCCAACAUUUCAAAUAAUUCAGAUGAUCAGGUACACCAGUAUUGGCCUCAUCGGCUUCCAGAUGACAUCACACCUGACUUUGAAGUCAUGGGAGAAGAUGAGCUGCAUAAACCUGGACACCUUACACUAGCAGGUUUGUCAAUUCAUGAUAGUGUUGGACAAUCAAAAUUUUCAGGGUCAAUGACCACUAGUGGUGUAUUGGAUAUGUGGGAUCUAUCUUCUCCGACUCUUGAUAAUAUUAACUUGAGUGGAAAGAUGAGAUAUCCUGGAUCCAUCUAUGCUAAAGAACAACCAUCAGUUGCUUCAAUGACUUCAGCUGAUAAUUUAUGGAGUAAUCCUCUCAUAAAUGGUGAACAGCAGGAGGAGCAUCGUUAUAAUGGGAAUCAUAAUACCAGUUCAAUGGGUGAUUUGAUAGGUGAUAAUGUGUUUUUGGCGAAUUAUGCCACUGAUCCCAUAGAGUUCUUGUCAUCACAGUUCCCUGGUUUUGGUUCUCAGAGUCUUGCAGAUGUUUAUUAUGGGAAUGGAUGUGAUUUGAACUUAACCAUUGGGAUUCUAGCUCAGGUUGAGGAUGAAGAGCAAAAAAAGAAAGUCUCUGAUGAUUCAGGAUUUGAUAAAUGUGUUGCUGUUGUUAAAGAGAGCUUGACUGCAAGGACAUACUUUGCUCUGCCACUUAUUGGCACAAAUCUGAGAUAUCAAAACAGAAUUAGUAUUAUAAAGCUUCAAGUUGACAGUGGUUUUGGCCCAAACCUUGACUCAAAGUCCUCGGCUACCCCAAACUUUAGCCCACUGGACUUUCCUACCCUUCCAGUAGGAAACACUCAGAAUGGUUUGCCAAAGCCUGAUGGAGAAGAUCUCCAACAUGGCUCCAUUACAUAUAGAUCUCCUGGUAUAUUAAGAGGUGACAUUGAUUUUGCUCCAACUGUUAGAAAACUAGCAUUGCAGGAUCCUGGUCAUUGGAAGUAUAAUGGAAAUGGUACCUUUGAUGGUAGCACUGGUUCAAGUAGAAGUUCCAGAUUGUCAGGUAGCUCGUAUAAUGGUAGUGGCAGAGUUCGUUAUGGAGACGAAUGGAGUGGUUCAAGUGCAGCUCGGGCAUCUCCUGUUUGGCUUGAGACUGGGGAAGCAAUGGCAAAUAUUUAUACAGAAUGGGGGGAAGAAGCUCGUGAUUUUACACGUCUUCGAAAUGCAUGCUUUGAACAGGCAAGACAAGCCUAUCUAAUUGGAAACAAGGCUCUAGAAAAGGAAUCGAGUUUCAAGGGUCAGUUGUACAACAUGCAUAUGAAAGCAGCUCAUCAAAAAGCCAGAGAAACAAUUUUCCAGAAACGGAACCCAGUGUCUCCUAAGAUACAGGGACGCAGCGGGGUACAAGAUCCGUUGAUAGAUCUGCAUGGUCUUCAUGUGCGUGAAGCUAUACAAGUUGUAGAUCGUGAAUUGAGCACCCUGAGGAGCACAGCUACGGCUACGGCUACCGGGCAGCGACUGCAUGCUAUGAUAUGUGUUGCAACUGGACACCACACCAAGGGCUCCCGCAUCCCCGCCAGGCUCACUGUCGCAGUCGAACAGUACCUGCUCGGUGAAGGCCUUCACUUCACCCAGCCUCAGCCUGGCCUACUCUGCGUCGCUAUAAGUUGAUGGCUUUUAUGCUAUACCUCAGGAAAGAAAAAAAGAAAAAAAAAACAGAAAAGGAAGGGGGAAAAAAGAAAAGAAAACAGAAGUAGAAAACACAGUCCAAUUUUUGUUCUGUAUAUUUCUGAAGUGUGAAGAUGGAAAUAUGUAGAGUACGUGGCUACAGUAAUAUGACGCUAAACAGUAAUGGCUUUUUUUGGCCACCUCCUGUAAGUUAAUUAAGUGGGACUCUUUAUUAUUAUUAUUUUUUAUCUCAA
Messenger RNA from Musa acuminata AAA Group (dessert banana), 2905 nucleotides. RefSeq names its product polyadenylate-binding protein-interacting protein 7-like. The transcript is spliced from 8 exons. The record is from RefSeq and is a predicted model, not a curated record. Lineage: Eukaryota; Viridiplantae; Streptophyta; Magnoliopsida; Zingiberales; Musaceae. Bases 828 to 2654 code for a protein of 608 amino acids.